Molecule: messenger RNA, 387 nt
Organism: Diceros bicornis minor
Lineage: Eukaryota; Metazoa; Chordata; Mammalia; Perissodactyla; Rhinocerotidae
Product: histone H2B type 1-A-like
Exons: 1
Coding region: 1-387 (128 amino acids)
Cellular component (GO): nucleosome
Molecular function (GO): protein heterodimerization activity; DNA binding; structural constituent of chromatin
Source: RefSeq, a predicted model, not a curated record
AUGCCGGAGGGGACUUCAAAGAGCACUACUGCUUCAAAAAAGGGCUUUAAGAAUAAAGCCAUGGUUAAAACUCAGGAGAAAGAAAGGAAGAAGCGCAAAAGAUGCCGGAAAGAGAGCUACUCUAUUUACAUCUACAAGGUGUUGAAGCAGGUCUAUCCUGACACUGGUAUUUCUUCGCAAGCCAUGAGUAUUGUAAACUCUUUUGUCAACGACAUCUUCGAGCGCAUCGCAGGCGAGGCGUCGCGCCUGGCGCAUUACAACAAGCGCUCGACCAUCACGUCCAGGGAGAUCCAGACGGCCGUGCGCCUGCUGCUGCCCGGGGAGCUGGCCAAGCACGCCGUGUCCGAGGGCACCAAGGCCGUCGCCAAGUACACCAGCUCCAAGUAA